AUGUUUGAAACCCAUCACCCUUCAAAAUCACUUAGGUCAGCAGAUAAAUCCCAACUGGUACAACGCAGAGCCCGCACCAAGCACGGAGAGGCUGCCUUUAGCUGCUAUGCGGUCCGUCUCUGGAACUGUCUUCCAAUAGACAUGAAGACCUCUCCCACCAUUUCCAUUUUUAAAUCCAGAUUAAAAACUAAACUUUUUCAUGAUGCCUUCCAUCAACCUAUCCUUGCAUCUGUGCUCUACCAGGUCUUUAUCUCUCAAAAUGCUGCAGCCCGCAUCAUCACUAGAACACCUUCCUCUCAGCACAUUACGCCUGUUCUUGCAGAGCUUCACUGGUUACCUGUAAGAAGCUUCUCAGACAGCACCGACCGCCACGCAGCCUGCGCUCAACGACCAGUAACCUACCUGCGACACCGCUCGUACGCCUAUUCACCAUUUGGCUCACAGGUCAUCAUAAUAUCUGAGCAGUUUCUCACUCGACCGUCGUUCAGUCUGCCGAGCGUCCCAUCCUUCCUGCUGCUGCAGCAUCAACAUCAGCUGAUUGGUGUUAGCUGUCAGGUGAGAUGCUUGGAGAGUUGGUCAUGCUGUGCCUUCCUUUUCUUUCAAACAUGGGUGGUGCAGCCGCAGCAGCAGCAGCAGCAGCAGCCGCAGCCGCAGCAGCAGCCGCAGCAGCAGCAGCAGCAGCAGCAGCAGCAGCAGCCGCAGCAGCAGCAGCAGCAGCCGCAGCCGCAGCAGCCGCAGCCGCAGCAGCAGCCGCAGCAGCAGCAGCAGCAGCAGCAGCAGCAGGUGGGGACACCUAACAGGAGCAUGAAGGACCUGAGCUGGGCUCUGAUCUGGGUGGUUCUGACUUCUGUCUGGACCUCAUCAACAGGAGACGUGGAGGUGUUCUGUGUUUUCCAUCAGAGCUGCAUCUUACCGUGCAGCUUCCACGGUGCUUCUGAAACCGUGAUCCACUGGACUCAUCUGGCAGCAGGAGAAUCGGCGGUCCACUCUUAUUAUGAUGGUGAAGACCAGCUGGGACGCCAGGACCAGAACUUUAGAGGCAGGACGUCCCUGUUCCAGGAUCAGAUCUCCAGAGGAAACGCCUCCCUGCUGCUGAGAGGAGUUCAGGUCCAGGAUGGGGGGAGGUACAGAUGCUCCUUCAGCAUCACAGAUGCUGACAUGUCCUUCGUUAAUGUCAUGGUAGAAGCUCCAGUCUCUAAGGUGAACAUCACUGAGGUAGACGACGGGCUCAUCUGCAGCUCAGAGGGGAUCUACCCUGAACCUGAACUCACCUGGUCCACCGUCCCUCCGUCCAACAUCAUCCUGAAGAGCACAACCAUGGUGAGGCUGGCUGAGCAGCAGCUCUACAGCAUCAGCAUCUCUCUGACGGUUUCAGAUGGUUCUGAUCAGGUCUACAUCUGCACCGUCAGAACCAGCAGGAGCAGCAUGGAGGCUGUAACUCGGGAGAAAACUAAAACAGUUUGGAGUAUUGGACUGAUAGUUCUGGUGGUUCUGCUGGCGGCGCUGAUGGGGGUGCUGCCGUGCAUCUGUGAGAAACUCAAAAAGCGCUGUAAGGAUGCUAAAAGCUGUUUGUUCCUUCGUCAGCCCCAGAGAGCAGAAGAACCUCCUCGCCUCAGAGCCUCGUGUCACACAGAGCAGCAGGAUGAAGGGAUCAGACCUCACGGAGGCCAGGGCGAAGAAGACACCUGUUUAGGAGGAGACAGAAUCACAAUUCAACAGGAAACCAAAUCAGUGUAAAAUCUACACAGCUGGACCAAGGUUGUCACGGAAACGACAGGAAGAUCUGACAGACAUGCGAUGAAGCAAUCAGCUGGACUUCUUUUCUUUAAUAUUAUUAAUUUAUUAAAUAAGAAAUUUGAGCGAGAUUCAUAUUUUAAUCGUCUGAAAAUCCGAACACGGAAUCUGGGAAGACUGAACGGACUGGACCAGGCUCUAAACCGGAACACAUCCUCACAACCUGAGCGUCGAAAAAUGACACGUGUGACCAAGCGUUUGUUUCCGACGCGUGAGGAGAGCCCCGACGCGCUGCCAGAGCGUCGGUAUCUGACGCCCGCGGUAAAACGGACGUUUGAGCGACUUGUGACCUUUACCCUCUUGUGAUUUAACCUUUCCCCCCACCCCCAUCCUAACCUUAGGCAGCUUGCACAUGCAAAGCUUUGUUUCGCGUCUCAUCGUUCCUCUCAAACACGCUUGACGGAAAAUUUAGACUGAUACUGGGUUAAGGUUAGGGGUGAGGGGUCAGAGGUUAUGUAGUGCUAACACAAUGAAGUAAAGUCUGCCUUUGCAGGCGUUCCAGCUCUCACAGCAUGAUUACGCCCUCCAGGCGAGGCCGACCAACCAGAGAAAACCCUAACCCUCUAAACCAAUCCAACAAGGCCAGCAGGUGGCAAUGCAUCACUGGGAAGAUAAAACAUCUAAUUACAAACUACACUAAUUAUCAACAAGCAUUUAAUACCUAAACCAUGUUACCUGUGUGAUGUAACGGCUCCAUGCACACAUCCUCUCAGUCCAACAAUCAACUGUGUUGUCUGCACUAAAACUCUGUGGAUUAAGAUCAAUCGUCCUUCGUUAAAACGGCUACACAAUCACCCAUAACAUCCAAAAAUGUCCACCAAACACUUCAGGUGAGACCGGCCAACGGCCUGGCCUCCCACAGGAAACUGGCAGUUACCGGCCAACAGCUGGUUCCACUUUAAAUUACUUACUGGGCCAGUGACACCCACUGCAGCUAGAGGGCGCUGUGCCAGAGCGUCCCCUCCCGACGCGCAGGGGCGCCCUAUGCGUCAGAAACAAACGCUUGGUCGCACCGCGUCAGUUUUCCACGCCCAGGGUGUGAGAACGUUCUCGUUUCCCUUCCUAAAGACGACUGUUUUUAAUUUUUUUACGUAUAAAUUAUCAGAAGAUGUUUGUUCCCUCUGGUUCAGAUAAAAGGACACAAUUAUAAAUGAUUAAAUCAAACACUGUCAUGUAAUGUUAGGCCUAUGUCUAGGCUGCCUGCUAGCCCCAUGUUGUUCAUUACUGCUGCAAUAAUAGAAUAUACUCCAUUAAAAAGGACAUGAGUUUUGUAUCAACUCUCA
Nothobranchius furzeri (turquoise killifish) is the source of this 3077-nucleotide messenger RNA. NCBI's taxonomy places the organism in Eukaryota, Metazoa, Chordata, Actinopteri, Cyprinodontiformes, Nothobranchiidae. The record is from RefSeq and is a predicted model, not a curated record.